GCUUUGUGAGACCAACAUUUCCCGAAGGUGACCGGCUCCAACACUCUUUGCAGGAUGAGUAGUAAGAUCACAUUUUAUGAGGACAGAAACUUCCAGGGUCGCUCCCAUGAGUGCGACACCGACUGCCCUGACAUGCACCCCCACUUCAGCCGCUGCAACUCCAUCAAAGUGGAGAGCGGCUGCUGGGUUCUGUAUGAGAAGCCCAACUACACCGGCUACCAGUACGUCCUGACCAGAGGAGAGUACCCGGACUACCAGCGCUGGAUGGGCUACAAUGACACCAUCCGCUCCUGCCGAACCUUCUCCUAUACCAGCGAGGGCCCCUACCGCAUGCGCAUCUACGAGCGCCCCAACUUCCAGGGUCAGAUGAUGGAGUUCAGCGAGGACUGCGAGUCGGUGCAGGAUCAUUUCCGCAGCCGUGACAUCUACUCCUGCAACGUCAUGGAGGGCUACUGGACCUUCUACGAGCACCCCAACUACCGCGGCCGGCAGUACUUCAUGAGGCCCGGAGAGUACCGCAAGUUCAGUGACUGGGGGGCCACCUGCGCCACCACCGGGUCCUUCCGAAGAAUCACAGAGUUUUAAUCUGGAAUCUCACUCGAUGCUGUUGAUUUUAUAUGCAUUUCAAUUCUCAACCCUCUAAAACACAUUUAUUUAUGCUAAAGUUAAUAAAAUAUGUGGUACAGUAAUGGAGGGGGAAAGAGAUUGACCCUGCAUGUCAACAGGAAAUCAUUAUAAAAAACUUAAUAAAUGAAUCUAUUGAAUCAA
Messenger RNA from Anarrhichthys ocellatus (wolf-eel), 768 nucleotides. RefSeq names its product gamma-crystallin M2-like. The record is from RefSeq and is a predicted model, not a curated record. The transcript is spliced from 3 exons. Gene Ontology annotation, biological process: lens development in camera-type eye; visual perception. Gene Ontology annotation, molecular function: structural constituent of eye lens. Lineage: Eukaryota; Metazoa; Chordata; Actinopteri; Perciformes; Anarhichadidae. The coding region runs from base 55 to 585 and encodes 176 amino acids.